Daphnia carinata is the source of this 1192-nucleotide messenger RNA. RefSeq lists its product as uncharacterized. Lineage: Eukaryota; Metazoa; Arthropoda; Branchiopoda; Diplostraca; Daphniidae. The record is from RefSeq and is a predicted model, not a curated record. The transcript is spliced from 3 exons. Bases 1 to 672 code for a protein of 223 amino acids.
AUGGAAAUGUCAAUUUUGCUGCCAGAAGCACACAAGUUUUUGGUGGUGAUCCUCUACACUUCAUCGGCGGAAGAAGUAGCAACGGUUUCCGAAAAUUGGAGAGUGGACCAAGAUGUCAUGUUUUAUCCAAACUUCAAGGGACCGAAAUUGGAAAAGGCUGUAAGAAGUCACCAAACUCCCGACUCAAAUUGGCCCAGUUACCCUUACAUGCUGCUUAAAAUUUGUGAUGACUGGAAAGUUGCCAGAGGGUGGGAAAAAAGAGCGUUGAACCCUGAUUCUGAUUUGCUUACUUCGAAUGUGGAAAAGCCGAAGAAAAGAAGAUCUUUACCUCCUCGUCGGUUCAGCCCUACAAUGGAAAAGAGAUCAAUCACAAACGGCCCUUCAACAUCAACCCAAAAGUGCGCUAUUAGUUCAGAGGAGGAUAGCGACUCGUCUCCCGACGAAACGAUUGAAGACACCUUACCAGAUUUGGAUGAAGAUCUAGAAUCGGAGAAUGAAGUUACCACUUUACGAGAGAGUCCUGUCCAAAGUCAAGGCAAGUCAGCAGCCGAGAAAAAAACCAACGAGAUCAACAUUGCAAAGGCAAACGCUGCCAAGUCCAACCUUUUAAAGACAAACGCUCCCAAGGUAAACGCUACCAAGACAAACACUGUCAACACGGUUGCUGAAUAGCCUGUCACUGCUGAAGCCAGUGCAAACAAAUCCCGUCAUUUGAACAAUCUCGCGAAAUGGUUUUCCCCAAGAUCUUCAACACGCAGAAGGAUGGUGUCGAAACCAUCAUUCGUUUCAAGCAGCCACUUGGUAUUAAGCCCCUCUCUCCCCUCCGUGACAUGAACCACCAGCUUCCGGCUCCAAUGUCGUCUUUAGUUUCCAGUCAUCAGCAUGUCGCAGCUUCUCCUGGCUCCAAGAGGCGUUUUUUUGUCGAUAGCAAUACUUCAUCUUCCCUCAAGAAACCCGCGAUUGCUCAAGAAUCCUCCUUCGACAAGAAUGUUUCUCGGCUGACGUUGAAGAAACCUUGCGAGAUCCUCCAAUGUGUUAAUCGACUGGAACAGAAAAUUGAUCGACUGCUGGCCUUCCAGGACAACCAACACAUUGAAGACCUCUUCGACGAAGUUAUGAAGUUGCCUGUUGACGACUGGGACAGCUGGCAUAUGCUGGAGGAUCUUUUGAAGGACAAACGCAAUUGCAUCAA